Messenger RNA from Mesocricetus auratus (golden hamster), 4158 nucleotides. RefSeq names its product zinc finger protein 239-like. NCBI's taxonomy places the organism in Eukaryota, Metazoa, Chordata, Mammalia, Rodentia, Cricetidae. Gene Ontology annotation, biological process: regulation of immune system process; negative regulation of transcription by RNA polymerase II; regulation of cytokine production. The transcript has a single exon. The record is from RefSeq and is a predicted model, not a curated record. Bases 1 to 1014 code for a protein of 337 amino acids.
AUGGAACUUGCGGCGCCAGAAGCUGCUAGGGAGAAUCCAGAUGGGGCGAAGCUGCUGGGGAACCGGACAUCGAAAUUCCCGGGAGCCCUCAAGUCGCCCCUCGGUCGCGAGGCUGAGUGGCAUGAGCGCCCUCUCCCGGCGCUGCCGGAGCAACCAGCCGCCGGGGAAAAGUUGCUGGGCCAGCAGUACCUAUGUAGGUCAGGCUGCGGCCCUGGGGAAGAAACCUUUGCCAAGACCAAUGACCCUGCAGUUCACAAAGCUUUCAGGUGUCGGAAUUGUGGGCUGGCUGUAGCCAGCCUCUCUGACCUCAUUCACCAUCAAAGCAGCCAUGGGUGUGACCGGCCUUACAGCUGUCCAGAGUGUGACAAAAGCUUCCGGCGUGGCUCAGAUCUGGUUAAGCACUACAGGGUGCACAGCGGUGAGAAGCCUUACCCCUGCCCAGAAUGUGGCCGUCGCUUCAGCCUCAGCUCUAAUCUCACCAAACACCGGCGUUCUCACUCAGGUUUCAGACCUCAUAAGUGUUUGGAGUGCGGAGAGGCUUUCGGCCGCAGCGCAGACCUAGCAAAACACGUGCGGGUGCACACUGGGGAGAAGCCCUAUGCUUGUGCCGAGUGUGGUAAGACUUUCAGGGUCAGCUCCAACCUGAUCCAGCACCAGCGUACUCACACCGGCGAGAAACCCUACCGCUGCGGACUCUGUGGCAAGAGUUUCAGCCUGAGCUCUAAUCUUUUACAGCACCAGCGCUGUCACACAGGUGAGAAACCCUACUUCUGCGCCUGGUGUGGAGACAGCUUUGGGCGCAGUUCCUAUCUGCUGGAACACCAGCGUUCACACACAGGUGAGAAGCCCUACAAUUGCUGUGAGUGUGGUAAGAACUUCACCAACAGCUCAAACUGCCUCAGGCACCAGCGCACGCACAAUGGAGAACCACCUUUCAGGUGUCUUGAAUGUGGACGUGGCUUUGCUGAGAACACCAUGUUCAUUGAACACCAGCGCAUCCACUUGAGCAAAUGACCGAAUGUGGCAAAAUCUUAUACCACAGCUCCAUUAAUGUUCACACAUGGGCAAAAAGCCCUGCAAGUUUCCUGGUUGCCGGUAGUAUUUUGUGGACAACACCAGCAUAUCCACACAGGCCAAAGAUACCUUACUCCUGUUGAGGAGUACAGUAGCAAGAGGAUGAAGGUGAACCACAGGGGAUCAUACAAGAAGGCUUUGUUCUAGAGAAAGGACCAAGGAAUUUGAAUUUGUGGUUGUUACAUAAGAUCUGGGUGUAGGAUCCCAGUCAGUACACUCUCACCACUUAAUAACGGUCUUUACUGUUCACUCUAGGAUGGUGGGGAAUGAGGUGAAAGCAAAGAAACAGACUGAGUGCAGGAUGUUUUAUGGUAUUUCUAGGCAUGGGCAAAGGCCCAAGAUUUGUCAUCUGGCCCUUUCCUAGUCCUCAAUUCCUUCCCUCAAAAAAUUCCCCUGCCCCCCCCCCACAAACACUUCCUCACCCCCCCUCAGUGAAGGAAUAGUGAAGACUUCUGGACUUUGGAGAUUGUGGCCUUUUUGUCUGACAUAGAGGCAGGUUGCCCACCCAAAUAUCUUUCUACUGCUAAAAUCAGUGUAUCUGAGAGCUGGGAGGUUUCCCAAAGCACCACAGUCUUUAGUCAGAGCACAGUCCAAGCAGGGGCUGCCUGGUGCCCUGAGAGGCAUGGACUAAGCUUUUUAAGGUUGAGGAUGGAGUUUUCUGUUUCAAAGACCUAAUAAGCCCUUUGUGACAAUCCUUCCAUCCUUAACUGCAAACUCCUGUUCCCUGCCUUCCAGUUUUGCUGCCAUUUAUUUAACUUGUGGCAUCUGGAACUGCCUAUAUAGAGUGAGAGGCUGAAGAGGAAGAAUGUCAAGUUGCCCGGCCUCAGUUUCUAGGAGUCCAGGCUCGUCUCCUCCUAGCUUUGUGACCCUUUACCUCUUCUGGGUCUCCGUUGCUUCAUCUGUGAAACAUGCAGUAUACCUCACCAGGCUGUGAAGACUCCAUGAAUAUACCUACCUUCAUGAAGUACCUGGUUAGGGGAAUGGCUCAGUAAGCCUCAGUUCUGAAUCUGGAGUCCUGUUGGUUGUAUCAUUCAGAAAGCAUCAUGGCAGCUCAUGGGUCAGCUUCUAAGAUUACAGAAAUGAACUAGACACUCCUGCAGUAUACUAUUGUCCCAUAAAGGCAGUGGGCCAGUAAUAACAGAUACAGGCAUUGGAGAAGGGGUGUCACCUGGAGCAAAUCUGAAAAGCAUGACCAAGGUGACGUCUAGUGAACAGCUUUGCCUCCUCAAGCUGGGUAGGAGAAACUUACUCCAAGCAGGAGUAAGUAAUUAAAGAAAUGAUUCUUGAUGUAUUCCCAUCAACAGUACUUCAAAAAAACACAACUGAAGGUUUGAGUUGAAUACCUGAGCAUAGCACAUACAUAGUUGGCACUCAAUAAAUAGUUAUGUUUGGGUUCUGUUUACACUUCUUACAUGUCUUUGGCUCUGUUACAAUGAGAGAAUGUAAAUGUUCUACCCAUACCUCUGCGUGUGUGAAGCAUAUGGCACAGGUGAGAGCAUGGAAGCAAAAUUUCUUAGGGGAGCUAAAAGCUACCUUCUCACAUUACAGCAGGUAAUCCCCGAACCUACUCUCUUUACUGCAGAAAAGAAAAAAAAAAAAACUUCCCUGACCAAACAUAGAAGCAGAUUUCAGAAGCAGGAGAGAUAUUAUCCAAGUAUGUGACCAGCUUGUAGGCCAGAAAUGCCAGUUGUCUGACUGUGUCUGUUUAUGUUACAAUUGAUACAAAACUUCAAUCAAACUGCACAUUCAAAUUUAGAUUUCUGGUUUUUCUGUUUGUAUAAAGAAGAUUAAUCCAUCAAUGUUUGACCUUUUUUCUUUUUAGAGUUAAUUUUUAUAUGUCUAUGCUGAGGUAAGUUUGUGUGUACCACAUGCAUGCAGGUGUCUCGUGGCCAGAGGGGACUGGAUUCCUUGGAACUGGAGUUAUAAGCAUUAAUAUGCUGAUGCUGGGAACCAAACUCAAGUCCCUUGCAAGAAUGGUAGGCAUUCUUAACUGCCAGCCCAGCAUAAGAUCCUAAUAGAGCAAUGAUUUCUUUGGUAGUGGCUGUCCCAUCAUUCUUAUUAUAUUUCUGGCUCAACAUUAGGACUUUUUCUUACUGAUCAGCCCUACAGAAGCCACAGGGAAUAAUACUCAAACACUACCAUGAAUGAGAAGGACCCUUCACAGACUAAAGCCAAAAUGUCCCCUUUACCCAUUUGUAUCUGCAUCCUACUACUUCCUUCCCCUCCCUGAACACUGCUCAGCGGCUGACCUGUCCUCCUCCUCCUGAAUCCCAAUAUGCACAGCUCAGAAACCCUGUCAUCAGAGAGCCCCAGGCUCCUUUUCUGGUCAUGUCCAAUGUAGCCGUCUUUCUUGGACCACUAGACCCCAAAUCACUGAGACUUACUGUUAAUUAUGAAUGCUGAACCUUAGCUUAGACUUAUUUCUAACUAACUUUUUUUUCUUUAACUUAAAUUAACCCAUUUCUAUUCAUCUAUGUGCUGCCCUGAGUGAGGCUCAUUUACCUCCUCUACAUACUGUUCAUCGUGCUUUCCUGCUUCUUCCCUGGCAGGCUGGCUGUCUAGCCCCUGACUGGCUGACUCCCCUUUUCUCUCUGCCAACCAGCCCCACUUAUUCCUCCUCUGCCUAGCUAUUGGCCAUUCAAUUUUUUAUUAAAUUAACCAGGUACCUUAGGCAAGUAAGGUAAAACAGCAACACAUCUUUACAUCAUUAAACAAAUACAGCAUAAACAAACACAACACACCUUUACAUGGUUAAACAAUUAUUCUGCCACAUGUCUUUACAUAGUUAAACAAAUAUUCUAUUCCACGAGAACCCUAUCUAAAAAGGGGGGCAGUAGAAGGGGAAAAGGGUGAGACAAUAGCUCAUUCACAGUGCUUACCUUGCAUAUCCUAGUUUCAAUCUCUAAAGUAAAAAAAUAAAUCUACAAACUCAAAUAGUCUGGUGGUUUGGAACUGUUUAAAGACAUUAUAUACCAAAAAUUGCCACUGUAUUAAAAGGUGACCUUAAUGAUUAGUAAUGGAUUACUCAUUCAUUUAUAAGCAUACUGUGAUAAGUUCUGAGAAUAAAAUAAUAGGUGAAAUAAA